AUGUGUAUAUUUUUAUACUUAGUUGCACAAGCAUUGACUGAUGACAUAAACGUUCUUACUUUCAAAGAGUUACUUCCUGAAUCUAAAGUGGUGGACAGGGCGAGUUAUGACGAUGGAACUAUAUUAUUACGUGUCACGAGACCUAGUAAUAAUUUAAUGGAUUGUAAUUCUCAAGGAGUAAAUUUAAGAUUGAUCCACCCGAAUGGAACAAUUUCUUCGAUUGAUUUGAAUGUAUCAAUACCUGAUCUAAAUUAUUGUUUGAUAACUGGAAACAUGUUCACUAAAAGACCAAUAAUCAAUAAGUCUGUUACUUCGACAUUGAGUACAUCGGAUAUCACUAAUAAUGAUAUUACCGAUAAAACUUCGGAUGCUAUAAGAAUUUAUGCAAUAACAGAUCAAUACAUACUUGUAACUUAUUUCUGUAAGUUGCCUGACUCUUUUGAUAUUUGUGGUCUCUUGUUGACCUGGGAUUCGCGUGUUCUUAGUAAUACGAAUUUUGGGGAUAUGUGUACGGACAGUGAAUUUGUUCGGAAUAUAAAUACAAUAGAUGGUAAUUUCUUGCUGGUAUGCUAUGUCUCUGAUGCUCAAAAGAUUAUUUGGACAAGAUAUUCUUCACCCGACGCAACCACGGGUGCGAUUAAUGUUAUUUCGAAUGGAACGUUGAAUAACAUCGCUCGUUUUAAUCGUGACAUCUCUAAAAUUUUUCCCAUUGAAGAUGGAGGAUACGGGAUAAUCAUCACCAAAUACAAUGACACCCCUUCAAACUUCAACUUUCCAGUGACAAUAUAUGUCACUUUCAUCCCAGCUCACGGAACUGAUACAAAAGGUCCAUUUCAGAUAUAUACACGAUCAAUUGAUAUUAUAACAACCAUAAAAAUAGUUGGUUGUCACAUUUCCUAUGUUUUUCUUGGAUACAACUGUUUGAUAUAUAUUAAUCAUGCUUCAAACAUUAUUCUUGUUGACGUAAACUUUUUAUCUUCUGGAUCAAUAAUGUCCACUCACGAAUUUCUUAUUGAUCCGAUCACAUCGGAUGUAUGGAAUGUUUUACCCUUGCAUUAUGGUGGAAAUUGUAUAAUGGCUAUAAAUAUGACAGAUGAGUCUGUUACUGGUAUCAUUUAUAGCGAUGGUAAUUUUCACGGUUCGUGGGGGUUACCGAAAAAUUAUUCUUAUACUCAUUCUGUCGGCGUGUUUCCUAACAAUACGAUAUGGGCAAUUGCUAGAGAUUCCGUUGGAUGGUCGGUGGUUUCUUCUUCGACCUUCACAAUAUAUAAUACAAGUCUUGCUAUCUACGGAAAUGUAUUUGUUCAAAAAACUUUUCCAUCAAUAAAUUCAACAAUAUCACCUACAAAUAUCACGACAGUUACCAUAACAUUUCUUAAUGACAUUAAAAUGUCCAAUGGGAACAUUAGCAUAUGGGAAUUCAGUGAAUUUCACAGAAUUCUUCGUCAAUCAUUCUCUGGAAGUCAAUCUCAAUAUAUUCAAUUAUUUAGCAACAAAACUGUAGUUGCUACUGUACUGUCUAGCACAUUUAACAAAGUGAAUUCUAUAUAUUAUGUUACGGUUGAUAAUGGUUUCGUUAAAGAUGCUAAGGUUGAUCAACAACUUUUAGGAGUAAAGCCAACAUUAUGGAAUUUUACCACAGAUUUUUCCUUGGAAAAUGACAAGGACGAUGGUAAAAUGUUAAUUUGUGUAUGGACUCUCAUGAUGUUACAUAAGGUUCAAUGCGCAUUAAGCGGAAUCUCCUCCACCGAUUUCGCUAGUGCCAUCGUUCGAUUUACUCCAGAAGGAUCAACGUUUUAUGAAAACCUUUCAUCACAGGAACAGUCCAAAUUUUCUACUGAUUUUUCUAGACAAUUAGCAAGCAUAAUUCCAUGUGAUCCGGCAAGAAUAUCUACAACUAAAAAAUAUCAAUACGAUAGAAGUGUUUCAGCAAGCCAAAUCUUAUUUCGCGUAAAUAUUGGUAGACCUACAAGUUCAUCUGAGAUUAAUUCCGCUAGAAUAAUACAAGAUAUGGAUACUUUGAUCCGAAAUAAAGCUGUCACGCUGAUUUCAAAAAGGUCGAAUACUUUUUAUUUAGACUCUUCUUUUGGAUGUUUCAGAGCUCGAGAACAAUCGACAAAUAAUAUUUUUGCAAAAUGGUGGCAACAAUAUUCAAAAACUGCAUUAAUAUUUAUCUUCAUCUCUGGAUUAGAUUCAGAUAUUUUAAAUUUUAUGGCAUCAAGAGUUGCAGGAAUUUCAGCACUUAGCGCACCUUUCCUGUGGAAAACAAGAAAAAUUGUUUGUUUUUGGAACUUGUUUAUUUCGAUUAUUGAAGACGUAUCUCAAUUUGCAAUUUUGAUUUUAUACCAACAUUUCACAGUACUACCAGAAAUAAUUCCAAUUCUAGUAUUAGCAUCAUAUUCCACAAACGCACAUCAUGCUAAACGUAGUAUACGAACUAACGAUGAAGAAAUCGUUGUCAAUGAUGAUGAAGACGACGAAAUAAGUGGAAUACCAUUUUCUUCACACCUAGGCUUUUCUCGAAAAAAAUCUACAUCAAAUCAUGAAAAGCAUAAGACAGCAACGUCAUCAUCAAUUUCAGAUUUCUAUAAAACAGAAGAAUAUAUAAAUGAUAAUGGUGAAGGUGGAAUAGGAGAUCAUGGUAGUCCAACUUUUUACAAUAAUUUAACUGAAGAUCACUUUCAUCAUCAACGAUCAAACGUUCAUAGUUUAUUUUCAUCGGUGGGGAAACGUGAAUCAUCACCUGAAACCGAAAUAUCUGAAAAUGUGAUGUUGGCUACUAAUUCAGUGGGUGAACCUGUAUUCUCAUUAAGAAAUCCUGAAGAAUAUAGAGGUCCAAAGAUCGUACAACGAUCAUUAAAAGGUAAACUUGUUGAAGACUCUAUAAUUAAUAUUGAAGAUAGUUUAUUUGAAAAUAUGAGUAGUAAUGAAGCGGGUGGAAGUGGAAUAAUAGAGAAUGUACAUGAUGAUGUAUAUGAUGAUGGUGGAAAGAAGAGUAGUUCAUCGAAACGUUUGAGUAAUAUGGGUGUUAUUGGAAAUACGGAUGAAUUAUUAUUUGAAGAAGAAAAUAUAGACGUGGUAGAUUCGUAA
This is a messenger RNA of Racocetra persica, 3090 nucleotides long. Lineage: Eukaryota; Fungi; Glomeromycota; Glomeromycetes; Diversisporales; Gigasporaceae. The record is from the annotation of a GenBank genome assembly.